Messenger RNA from Hyalella azteca, 2288 nucleotides. RefSeq lists its product as uncharacterized. NCBI's taxonomy places the organism in Eukaryota, Metazoa, Arthropoda, Malacostraca, Amphipoda, Hyalellidae. Bases 1 to 732 code for a protein of 243 amino acids. The record is from RefSeq and is a predicted model, not a curated record. The transcript is spliced from 4 exons.
AUGUCGCUCGCAGCAAUUCCGGUGUUGACGACAGCGCUGCUGACGCUGGGGGCAGUGAACGCAGACCUGCUGACACCGGAGGCAGAGAACGCCUCGCUGCUGACGCUGGGGGCAGUGAACGCCUCGCUGCCAGAGGCCUACUUGAUACAAACCUACGCGGGGAAGACGUCCGUGGUGGUCAAAAAUGUGCAGAUCUCCGAGGACGAUUCCUACGACCUCGCCCAAGCACCAUCUGCGUGUGCGUGUCGCGCACGAUGCUUCGUCGACGGGCGCUGCAUCGCGCACUCCUACAACGCGAGCGGCGCGUGCGCUCUCAGCGACAAGCUCGGCAAGACGACGCAGUCCAGCGGCGCUACUUACCAGUACUCGGAAAAUUUCGUAAAACAAGCAGAUGGUCUUUUCUACAACAAAUACGAAUACGCGUCGUACAUCGCCUGCGCAGCGCGCUGCUCUCACCCCGGCAUGAGGAUCCCGGUCGUCAAAACCAAAGCGUCGUUCGAUUUCAUCAAAGCCCGGGACACAUUCGUGGGCCUGCAGAAGGGCGGCGACGGCGUCUACCGUUGGUCGGACGGCAGCGUGCUGGACCAGACGAUCUACGGCAUCACGAGUCCGCCCAAGCAGGAUGAGCAAACGAACAUAUUCGUUACUUACCAAGGAAACUUUGACGACUCGCCUAACCUUGCUUAUGUCUUCUCUUGCAUUUGCCAAGGGGCCUUCAUCAACGUUAACUAAAAUAGUCCUCUGUUUUAGUUAACGUCCUCUUCGUCUUGACCUUAGUCCUCUUCGCCUCGGAUGCAAAUGAAAACGAACUUGAUCGUAAAUAAUCUCCACAAAUAUUCGACGGCAAGCCUAACACGAUUGACUUUUGAGAUAGAUAUUCAUCAACUGGAGUCUGAUCUAUGAUCAAUUCUAUCGUAGCUUGGUCGGUUGACUUUGAAAAGACUUCGAUGAAGAUACAAAAAAUUCUAUUAAGAAUGAAUCUGCGGCUUGUGCGGCCUCUGCAUUACGGCUCUCUGAUUGGUUACUGAACUCAAAUCUUUGUUAGAUAUCGUCUAUGUUGCCGUUCAAUGGUCACGAAAAUGCUCAAGUCUAGAAGAUCUAACAAUUUAAUUCUUCCCUCUGCUUGGCUUGGUCACCACAUUGUAACUGAUGGCCUAUUCUAAUACAAAGCGAUCUUUUCUAAUGCUAAGCAAAUAAACAGAAGUGUGCGUAUAAAAUCAAAUUUAUAAAAAAAGUGUCAUUGAAAGCAGGACUGACGUCAUUGCAUGCAUCCAAGACGAUUAGUAUUGAAUCCUUCCUAUAGAUAAUUUUGCCUUUCUUCGGGCAUGAGUGUUUUAAUUAUCAAAAUGUGUAAUGAUAAAUCACGAAGUUUUACUCGCAAUGAACUAUAAAAAUUUUAAAAAGCACCUUAUGAACGGCAAUCUUCAAUUAAUCUUUAUGCUGAUUGUUUUACUGAGCUCCGCUAAAAACAGAAAAUCAGAAUGAGUGUUCAGCAGUAUAAACCUGCAAUGAAAAUCGUAGUAAACCGAGUAAACGACAAACAUUCGUUGCUGAUGCUGGGAAAUAACAUUUAUCAUAAAAGCGGUUUCAUUACACAGUAAAAUUCGACUGUAAGGUAUCCAAUAUUACAAUCGCCAUUGAAAAUUUUACUCAUUGAUACGCCCCUUUGAUAUUGAUCUCUUCACCGCUCGAGACCUCAGGCUUAUCAACAAAUUUUUUAAAAAUUGACAACCGAAUAACCAUUGAUCAAUCUUAUCCAACAGGCCGAUACGACCAACGGGUUUUACGCUGAACUUUCAAAUAGCCCCUGCCGUGUUAAAAAAUAAACUAUACACAUAUGAACUUGUGUAGAUUUUAUUACUAAUUGUGGAAAGAUAGCUGUGAAUAUUUCACUAUCCAAGUGUAAUAAUAAUUUCAUCCUUCCUGUAGGGUGAAAGGUUAAUUUUCUUACUAAUCUAUAAAUACGUCACCAACAGUAAUUAUUCCUUAUAUUUUCCAUAGAAUAUGCUUGCACCGAAAUUUAUUUUACUUAUCAGGGUUUCGAAAAAAUCAAUCGCUUUCCAUAUCAACCCCGUUUUCAAGAUGCCAGCAUAUAAAGCCCAUUUUUGAGCAAAUCAUAGGCUCAUUCCAUAGGCAAACAUAACAGCGUUCAAACCUGAACAUCCGUUCGAUAUUACAUAUACGAAAUUUUAAAGUAACAGUUAACUCUUCUUUUUGAAGUUAACCUCUUAAAGCGGCUUUCGUUAUAAUCAGAAGCGAUGUGAGAAGAGUUAGUUUACCCGCAUCAC